AUGAGUGCCGCGGACGGCGACGCCUUCAACCUCAAGCGGGACUAUGUCUACAUCCCAGCUUUCAUGCUCGUCGCGGGCACCCUUGUCGUCAAGAGGGAGUGGACGAUCUACGCGAUGCUGGUUGCCAUCGCCUUUGGUGCCUGGAAUAUAUGGACUCUCCAGAUUCGGCCUGUCCUGAAGCCCAACGUUUUCCAGGAGUUCGAGCUCCAAGAAAAAACCAUCAUAUCCCACAACGUCGCCAUCUACCGUUUCAAGCUCCCUCGUGCCGCCGACAUCCUCGGCCUGCCCAUCGGGCAGCACAUCUCCAUUGGCGCCCAGCUGCCCCAGCCUGAUGGCACUACCAAGGAGAUUGUCCGCUCGUACACGCCAAUCUCCGGCGAUCACCAGCCCGGCUUCUUUGACCUGCUCAUCAAGUCCUACCCCCAGGGCAACAUCUCGAAGCACAUGGCCUCCCUCAUGGUCGGCCAGCCCAUCCGCGUCCGCGGCCCCAAGGGCGCCUUUGUCUACGAGCAGAACAUGUGCAAGCACUUUGGCAUGAUCGCCGGCGGCACUGGCAUCACCCCCAUGCUCCAGAUCAUCCGCGCCAUUGUCCGCGGCCGCCCCGAGGGCGAUACCACCCAGGUCGACCUGAUCUUCGCCAACGUCACCGAGCAGGACAUUCUGCUCCAGGAGGACCUGGACGCGCUCGUCAAGGAGGACUCGGGCAUCCGUGUGCACUACGUCUUGGACAAGCCCCCCGAGGGCUGGACUGGAGGUGUUGGCUAUGUCACGGCUGAGAUGAUCCAGAAAUGGCUCCCCAAGCCCGCCGACAAGGUCAAGAUCCUCCUCUGUGGCCCGCCCCCCAUGGUCAGUGGCCUCAAGAAGACCACCGAGAGCCUCGGCUACAAGAAGGCCCGCCCCGUCAGCAAGCUCGAGGACCAGGUCUUUGCCUUCUAG
Emericellopsis cladophorae is the source of this 936-nucleotide messenger RNA. Its product is annotated as NADH-cytochrome b5 reductase-like protein. The transcript has 4 exons. Lineage: Eukaryota; Fungi; Ascomycota; Sordariomycetes; Hypocreales; Bionectriaceae. Gene Ontology annotation, cellular component: endoplasmic reticulum. Gene Ontology annotation, molecular function: oxidoreductase activity. The record is from RefSeq and is a predicted model, not a curated record. Bases 1 to 936 code for a protein of 311 amino acids.